Oreochromis aureus is the source of this 1966-nucleotide messenger RNA. RefSeq names its product UDP-glucuronosyltransferase 2A1-like. The transcript has 7 exons. The record is from RefSeq and is a predicted model, not a curated record. Lineage: Eukaryota; Metazoa; Chordata; Actinopteri; Cichliformes; Cichlidae. Gene Ontology annotation, molecular function: UDP-glycosyltransferase activity. Bases 140 to 1756 code for a protein of 538 amino acids.
GCCUCAGGCUUUGUGUUGUCGUCCAAUCACAGCACAGCCCUCACCUGUAGCUGACCUCUGAACAGAUUGGACUCUGGACCUGCAGUUGCAGUCUGACUGGAUUUGCUCACAAACUCAGGAUCUUUUUGUUGUUUCACACAUGAUGCAGGUUUUCACGUCUCCUCCUCUUCUUCUUCUUCCCUUCACCCUCCUGCUCUUUCAUCCCGUCUCCCCAGUACAUGGUGGCCAUGUUCUGGCAUUUCCGGGAGAGUUCAGCCAUUGGUUGAACAUGCGGACCAUCAUAGAGGAGCUGGUGAAGAGGAAUCACUCUGUCACCAUCUUAGUGCCUGAUGCAUCGCCGUCUGUCAACUACAACAACAGCCGUGACGCCGCCAAGUUCAACUUCCUGAUCUUCAAGGUGUCAUAUAGUAGGGAGGAAUAUGUGGGCACCAUGCAGGAAUUCAUCCACUUCUCCAUGUACGAGUCACACACCUCUUCACCGCUGCAAAAGAUCAUAAAGAUGAACUAUUUCAUGGGCCGCACCCUGGACUUUGGGAAGCAGCAGUGUGAUGGGGUGCUGAAGAACCAGCAGCUGAUGGCGAUUCUGCAGGAAAGUGCUUUCGACGUUGUCCUACAAGACCCCCUUGCAAUGUGUGGCGACCUGGUGGCUGACAUGCUUGGCGUGCCGCUCGUCCUCUCGCUACGCUUCAGCUUUGGCAGUGUUAUGGAGCGACACUGUGGCCACGCCCCGUUGCCACUAUCUUAUGUUCCAUUAGCUCCUCUUCCAUACAACGACCGCAUGACGUUCACGGAGAGACUGAUCAACAUGGUGACAUACGUGGCGUCGUCCACUCUAACUGAACUUGCCUGGAAGCUUUCUGUGAAUAAAUACUAUAGUGAAAUCAAAGGAACUCCCAGCAGUGUGUGCGAGACUAUGGGGAAGGCCGACGUGUGGCUCAUUAGGACGUUCUGGGACAUCGAGACGCCACGGCCAACCCCGCCAAACUUCAAAUACGUGGGCGGUCUACACUGCAAACCGGCCAAUCAGCUGCCAGAGGACCUGGAGGCAUUUGUGCAGAGUUCAGGUGAUGCCGGCAUAAUUGUGGCUUCCUUCGGCUCCAUGGUAACCAACCUGACGAUGCAGCACGCUAACAUCAUCGCCACCGCCUUCGGUCAGAUCCCACAGAAGGUGAUUUGGCGUUACCGUGGCGAGCCUCCAACUGCAUUGGCGCCAAACACGAAGAUUUCUGAUUGGAUCCCUCAGAAUGACCUGCUGGGUCACGCAAAGACAAAGGCAUUCGUGACACACGGCGGCACUAACGGUCUGUAUGAAGCCGUGUUUCACGGCGUGCCUCUGGUGGGUGUGCCGCUGUUUGGUGAUCAGCCUGAUAAUCUCGCCCGUAUGAGCCGCCUCGGCACCGCCAUCGUCCUGGACUUCAACCAUCUGACAGCUGAGGAGCUGGCAGAGGCGCUGCAUGUCGUCAUAAACCAGCCAAGCUACAGGACCAACAUGCAGCGUCUGUCAGCGGUGCACCGCGACCAGCCAGUAACGCCACUGAGUACCGCCGUCUUCUGGGUGGAGUUUGUGAUGCGACAUGGUGGAGCUAGGCAUCUGCGGUUGGCAUCAUACGACCUCAACUGGUUCCAGUACCACAGCUUGGACACCAGUGCUGCCUUACUGGUUGCUUUGAUGACUGUUGCUGCUUUGUGGUGGGUGGGGUUACGUUGUAUCCUGCGGCAGUGCAGACGGCGAGCAGGAAGAGAGAAGAAGGACUGAAGAAGGUUUUGACAUUUUUGGAGUGAUAUACAAAUAGGUUUGGAGGUUUUAACCAUCCAAAAGAACAAAUGAAGACAAACUCCAUGGGUUUGGUUCUUCUUUAAUUUUAAGAACACAUGACUGCACUGUAUUCUCUGGUUCAGAGGAGAUGUCCUCAAAUGCAGCUUGUCUUUUAUAUUUUCUAAUAAACCAAACUGUCUCAUCAGUGUA